UUUAAGUAUGAAUGAAGUUGGUCCAUCUUUAGUGACAACUUACGUUUUUAAAAGUGGUAAAGAAUACGUUGUAAAGAUAAAAGUCACUGCUUUUAAGGAAUACCAGCGAAAUUUGGAGGUGACCGUUACUGACAAAUAUACUGGCGAGAAUUGGCAGUCCUCAUACGACGCUGCAUAUGUUGAGAACUUAACUCACAAAACUGGAAAUUACAAGCAUUUUGAUGUAUUCGUGGCUAUGCUGCAAUCUGGAUUGUUAAAAACGAGUGAAUCUAUUACCUUGGACCUUCUCACAUUUGAAGAUUUAGAAUUGUUACGUGCACGUAGGCUUGAACGUAAUUCGUGUUCAAGUUUCGGUAACGCAACAAACAAUCGUAGAUACCUUAUAUUAACGUAUACAGUAGAAUUUGAUAGAAUCCAUUAUCCAUUACCGCUGGAAUAUUGUGGUUUACCUGACCCAGUGAUAUUACAAUGUACCAUUAGAAGAUUACAAGCUGAAAUUGAAAAAUUACAAUCGACGGGAGCGAAUAAAAAUCUACAAAGACGCAUAGAGCAACUUACAACCACAAAUCAAAGACUUGUUCAAGAGAAUCAGAAACUUACAAAUGGAGGAAAGAAUUUAAAAGUUUUACUGGGGUCGAUUAAAUCGCUAGAAAACAAUGUCGCUAAAGAGCGUGCAUUUUUUCGAACACAAAUACAAAAGCUUAAAGCUGAGAAUGCAGCUCUGUUGUUAAAACUUAAAGAAUUUACUGAAUCUGCUGGCAGAAAACCUGGAGAUGGUAGCCCGUCGUUAAAACGUUAUAACCGUUCCUCUUCUACAAGAUCGAAUUAUUCGAAUGGUAGACAAAGCAGAAGUCGAUCUUCUUCCAUUUCUAGUCACGUUAAAACUUCGAAAUCUAGUUUAUCGCCAGGCAGUUCAAUGGAAUCACUUAGAAUUCGCAGAUCUCCUUGUCGAAAUAUAAAAAAGUAUAACAAAACAAAGGAUUCAAAACUUGACCUUGAAAAUUUGGAAUCAAGAAUUCACACAUUGCAGAAAAUGUUAAAAGAAGGAAUGAAUUUAAAUUAAGAGGAUGAAUAAAUCGGAAGUUUGUUCUAUAAACACG
Molecule: messenger RNA, 1100 nt
Organism: Colletes gigas
Lineage: Eukaryota; Metazoa; Arthropoda; Insecta; Hymenoptera; Colletidae
Product: centrosomal protein CCDC61-like
Exons: 7
Coding region: 8-1063 (351 amino acids)
Cellular component (GO): centrosome
Source: RefSeq, a predicted model, not a curated record